GCAAUUUCAAAUUAUCUUUAUGUGUUGUUUAAAUAUAAUAAUGAGUGUUAUUUUUGUUGUAUUUUUGUGUGAAAAUUCAUGUAAAUUUUAUGAAUGGUUUUCUGUGUUUAAAUUCAUGUAGUUUUUAUGUAUGUUUUUUUUUUUUUUUUGUGUAAAAAUUAAUAUAUUUUUGUAAGUUUUGUAGUGACUUCUGAUCUUUCUUGGUGUUAUAUAUUUGUUGAUUAAUUAUUUUUAUGAUGUUUGUUGUAUGACAAUAUUCUGUAAUUAUGUUUGUUAAUUUAAAUGUUCACUUUUUAUUGUCUUUGAUUUUCACUUGUCACUGGCGACCACUUUAAACUUUCGCGGGCGCGAUUUCAAGACGAACUGUGUCGAUGCCUAAUUUGCAUCAGUUUAGCAACCAAAUUUGCAAAUCAAUUUGUUGCUUAUUUACUUCCAGUCAGUUGGAAGUUACCGGUGACUGCGUAUUUGUAUUGGUGCAACAUAUAUUUACAGCCUGUUCCACGAUCUCGAAAGAAAAUGUGUGCGAACGAAGGCUACUCACUCACUUUCGUAUAAGAAUGCGCUCCACUAACUUUCGUUCUUUCUUUCGCAUAGCCUUACAUGAUUCAGUGUUGCUAAAUAUUUUUUGGAAAAAUUAAUCGCGAAAUAAGGCAAAAAAGCGCCAAAUGUCUAAUUUAAACGCGAAAAAGCAGCAGUGGCUCUGUCUCAACUGACAGUUCAGUUGUAAACAAACAAAUUGUAAAUAAACAAACAAAAUAAAAUUUCUAGUGAUUGUGUUCAAACUAUUUGUGUUCUUAAAAAAUAAAAAAAUUAAUAUUUCUUUAGCCCUAUUUUUUAUGGAUGAUGUGAAGGAGGUUCAAAAUGUGCCACGGAGGCAUUUAAGAGAUGCUUCGAAUUUAUUUGAAGUACCUAACAACCAGUUUGUGGCCAAUUUUCGUGUGUCGAAGGAAGUUUUUCGGGCUCUUUUGGAUAUGAUGGAAGAGAAGUGGGAGCCCGGUUGCAGUACUACCCAAAUCCACACCGAUUUAAAACUUGGCACAUUCUUGCGGUUUUUGGCGACAGGAAGCUACCAACAGAAUUUAGGGAACGAAGCCUUGACUUCAACAGCGAAGUCGACAGUGAGCAGAACCAUUGCGGAAUGUCUGCAGAUUUUUGAGGACAACAUUUGCGGCCAAUGGAUAAAAAAGCCGACACUCACAGAAGAACGCAACACAAUUGAGGCUUUCUAUGAAAGAACAAUGUUCCCUGGAAUUGUUGGAUGCGUUGAUGGCACGCAUAUCCGCAUCAAGUCACCAGGGGACGAAUUGAAAGCCCUUUACUAUAAUAGAAAGGAUUAUUAUAGUAUAAAUGCAAUGGUGAUAUGUGACCAUAAAAUGCGAAUAACAUUUGUCGACGCUAGACAUCCCGAAAGUAACCAUGAUGCAUUUGUAUGGGAAAGGAGUGGUCCAGACAAAUGUAUGCAAAGGGAGUUUUACAAUGGAAAACGAAAAUUUUGGAUUCUCGGGGAUGGAGGAUACAAAUUGAAGCCCUUUCUCAUGACGCCUUACCGCAGCCCUAGAGAUGCCGCAGAGAAAAAACUCAAUAAGAGGCAUGCAAGUUCGCGUAACGUCAUUGAAAAGUGCUUUGGGGUCCUAAAGAACAGAUUCCGAUGUAUCAUCGGAUCUCGGGGCCUUCAUUAUGACGCUGCAAAGGUAGUGCAAAUUAUAAAUGCAUGUUGUGCGCUGAACAACAUGUGCAUACAAUACCGAUCUGAUGAACCGCCAGGUGAUGUUAUUGAUGAUGAUCUGGAAGACGAAGUGGAUGAUAAUAAUGAUCUUGAAAGCAGAGCUGACGCAAUAAAGAGAAAAAUUGCAAUAAAUUUGUAA
Molecule: messenger RNA, 1865 nt
Organism: Musca domestica (house fly)
Lineage: Eukaryota; Metazoa; Arthropoda; Insecta; Diptera; Muscidae
Product: putative nuclease HARBI1
Exons: 4
Coding region: 837-1865 (342 amino acids)
Source: RefSeq, a predicted model, not a curated record